This is a messenger RNA of Vespa mandarinia (Asian giant hornet), 3019 nucleotides long. RefSeq names its product CLN3 lysosomal/endosomal transmembrane protein, battenin (gene Cln3). The record is from RefSeq and is a predicted model, not a curated record. Lineage: Eukaryota; Metazoa; Arthropoda; Insecta; Hymenoptera; Vespidae. Gene Ontology annotation, cellular component: lysosome; membrane. Gene Ontology annotation, biological process: regulation of intracellular pH; lysosome organization.
AGAGAGAGAGAGAGAGAGAGAGACGAAGAAAGAGAUAUAUAAAGAAGGAGCCUUCACGUGAGACAAGCUAAAGAAAGAAAGAUAUACGUCUGCUAAAGUAGUUGAUGUAAGAGAGAUAGAGAUCGGCGUUCGCUAUAACACGAGAAAGAUAAAAAAAGAAAGAAAGGGUUCGACCCCUCUUUGGAAAACUGGUUGAGAGGAGAACAUGGUAAAAGGAAUUCUGCAAAGCGUUGAACUCAACGCCGCCAACGAAUUCGACGAAGAAAGAAAACUGAAAAGAACGAGAUGGAGAAACCUUGUUGCAUUUUGGAUACUUGGAAUGUGCAACAAUUAUGGUUACGUCGUGAUGUUAAGUGCGGCACAUGAUAUUCUUAACAGCAAAUUUGGUAAUUCGAACACAACAACUGAGACUAACGUGACAGAAACAAUUACAGGAAGAUCAUGUAAUAGCAUAUCGACCGGAGCUAUACUUUUAGCUGAUAUAUUACCCUGUUUAGUUGUUAAAAUAACUGCACCUUUCUUGCCGUUUUUUGUGCAUGUUCGACUGGCUACCUGUGUGUUAUUUUCCGCUGCAGGAUUCAUCAUAGUAUCAAUGAGCAUUACAGAAUGGCUUGCAAUAUUGGGCGUCGUUAUAACAUCUGUUUCCUCGGGAUUGGGUGAAGUUACAUUGCUGAGUUAUAGUCAUCAGUAUCCAAAAGAAGUUAUCUCAACGUGGUCGUCGGGAACUGGAGGUGCCGGUAUCAUUGGUGCCCUAUCUUAUGCGAGUUUAUCAAUGUGGCUGAAUAUAUCAGAAACUUUGCUACUAAUGUUGAUUGUACCAUUAAUACAAGCUAUAACGUUUUGGUUCAUCUUGGUUCAUCCAACUCAAACAAAUAUUCCUAUUACCAAGGAUGGUAUAGAUAGUCAGGAACAUAUCAUUGAAUUACCGAGAAAAAGUUUCAAGGAUAAAAUCAAUUUACUUCCUGGUUUACUCAAAUACAUGAUUCCUCUUGGAUUCGUUUAUUUCUUCGAAUAUUUCAUUAAUAACGGCCUGUAUGAAUUAAUUCAAUACGAUAAUAUAUGGUUGAAACAUCAGGAACAAUAUAGGUGGUUUCAAGUAGACUAUCAGAUAGGUGUAUUUAUUUCGAGGUCAUCGGUGAAUCUAGUUAGCAUUAAUAAGAUCUGGAUUAUGGCUGUUCUACAGUUCCUCAACGUCAUUAUUCUACUUUUCGAGACGAUCUAUUAUUAUAUACCAAAUAUUUGGAUCGUCUUUACUAUUGUACUAUGGGAAGGUCUUCUAGGUGGUGGCGCCUAUGUUAAUACUUUCUACAGAAUGUCGACUGAGAUUCCACGAGCGGAUAGAAAAAUUUCUUUGGGAAUUGCCACAAUGGCAGAUUCGAUUGGUAUUGCAUUAGCAGGUUGGUUGGCAAUGCCAGUGCACAAUGCAAUUUGUCAUCUACCAAAACCAGUGCGAUUAGGUAGCUAGGAUGGAAUAUCCAAUUGUUUUCGAUAAAUUCUACAGAAAAAGAAAUUUUAAGAUCAUGCUAUCAAGGGAUGUGACAGAGAAAGAGAGAGAGAGAAAGAAGAACGAUCUUAAUAUCUAUAUAUACAUAUAUAUAUAUAUAUAUGUAUGAUGAUAUGUGUAUGUAUUUAAUUUAUUAUUUAAAAUCAUCCAACGGAUUGAGAAUUUUAUUGAUUGAUUCAAUCUAUGAAGUAUGGUCGUAAAUGGUUAGAUUACAUUUAAUCUUAUUAAUUUAGGUGAUGCGACCGAAAAUGAUGAAAGUGAUAAGAUCUUUAUGAUUUUUUUUUUUAUAAUCCAUCAAACAGAUAAAUUCUUUGUUAAUUUCAUCCUAUGUCUAUUUUAUUUAAACGUCUUUCUCUCUAUUUCUCUUUGGUAUAUUAUUAUAUAUGGGAAUGCGGAGAGAAUACGGUGAUAGAUGUUUCAGUGACGUCUGCGUUUAUUUUCCUUUUGUUGGAAUUUUUAAUAUUCAUCUUGUACAAAUGUGUACAUAUUCGUAAAAGAUUAGGAACAAGGAUAACGCGCGUCUAACUCGUUAUGAAGAUAAAGAGACUCACAUACACCCACAUGCCGUACACAUGUUCUCGCACAUACACACAUAAUUUAAAAAGGAAUCGUGGAAAUUAAUUUGUUCGAUUUUUCAAAAGUUACACAUAGUUUUUCGAAUGUUAACAUCAUGUUGAAAUUUUCAACUACAGAUUCCGUUACCAUUUUCUUUUUUUCUUAUUUUUUUUCUUCUUUUGUUUUUUUUCUUUUCUUUUUUUUUUUUUUUUUUUUAUUGCAUUAAAAUUUCCCGAUGAAUUACAAACGAAUUUUUUUUUAUUCAACUUCCAAACACUCGGCUAUGAUGAGACGAUACGACGUACAAGCAUUUAUAGCACUUAGCUUUUACAACGUCGAAUUACAUUAUUUAAUCUAUUUCGUUAAUUAAGGAUUAAUUCCAAUAUUAAUAGCCAGUCAUAUAGACGUUAUAGAUUAUUUCAUUAUGUGUAUAUAUACACAUUGGAAAAUUGUUUUUAUUAUUUUUUUUCUUUUUUUUUCUUGUUUUUUUUUUUUUUUUUUUUUUUUCAAUAAAUUGGACGCAAGAGAAAUGUCGAGUAUACGUGCGCAAAAAUUGUUCCUUCGAAAGUUUGCUAUAGCAAGAAAGGAAAAAAGAAAAGAAUAAAAAGGAAAAAAAAAAUUCAUAAGUACAUUCAAAGAUUUUUUUAAAAAAUAUUAUCCUUAUACAAUUUUGUGACUUCUUUUUUUUUCCUUACGCGAAAGCGCGAGUUUACUCGAACAUUUUUUUUUUUUUUAUCGAUCAACAGACGAUAAAUUUUUAUAUUGCAUAUCGUUGAUCUUUCAAUGUUGAAAAGCAUUAAAAAAAUAUGGAAGAAAAAUAGGAACUUCGAUAAAGCAACGUGCGAAUGAUUUGGUUAAAAUAGGAACUGUAUCGUUACCUUUUUAAUAAGCACGUUGAUCCAACGACAUCGGCGAUUGUAUAAAACGAUAUUUUGAUUAAUAAAAUGUUUUACGUAUUGA